AUGGCACUCAUCCAGACUUCCCUCAUCUGGGUCGCAUAUGCCGUCGCACUUGCAAUCCUGCUAGUUGUGGCAUCUAUCUUCGUCUACCUCUACCAGGCUCCUCGCGAACGCUCUGCCGUCGUCUCGAUCGUCUGCAUCAUCACUGUGCUCUCUCUGCUGGCUACCGUUCUACUGUUGCCCGUCGAUGUCGCUCUUGUAUCUUCUACUACUUCGUCCAAACUCGGCAGAAAGAAAGACUGGGCUACUCCUGAUGCUGUCGACAACAUCUUGUUCCAGCUCAAGAUCGUCUACUACACUCUUUACAGUCUGGACGCUGUCUUAUGCUUGAUUGUUGUUCCCUUCACCUACUUCUGGUACGAGGAACGUGAUGAAGUAGCCGCCGAGGAGGGCAGCCAGACGGCCGCCGGUCGUCUCUGGGGUGCCUUCAAGUACACAAUCGCCUUCAUCUUGUUCGUCGUUAUCAUCUUCCUUGUGGGCUUCUUUGUCCCUGAUCUCCUGGCCGAGAAUCGUAAGUCUCGUGCCUUGACCUUCUGCGUCGGCCUUCUCUUGACCCUCGGUACUUUACUAUACUGCAUUUACACGGGUCCUGGCCUGGCUCUCCUACCCCUUACUCUGAUCAAGACUGCUCCUCGCAUCUCUGCUCCCACCAUGGCUGCCAACACCUCUUCUCAGUUGAUGCAGAACCGCGAGCGUCAGAGACAACUCGAGAACCGUAACGAGGGCCGUGACAAUGGUCUUGACACUCGCGACCGCCGUGAACUUGAAGCUCUGAUCAGAGAAGAACGUACACUUGUUCGCCGUGAACGUCUUGCUGCUGAAGACAUGGGUGAGGGUCAUAAUUGGUUCAUCCGUGUCUGGCUCAAGACAGAGGCUGUCUUCAGACCUCUGAAGCUUCUCGGCGGUCUUCUGCUCAUCGUCAUUGUGCUUGUCGUCUGGGCCAGCAUGCUGGUUACCGGUGUCGACAAGAUCAAGAACUCGGUGUGCAAGACUGGUUGUGGUUACUUACUCGGCCACAACAAGAUCUUCCAGCCUAUCAACUGGCUCUUCGUUGUCACCUCGAAGGUCUUCCCCAUCGACUAUGUCAUCUUCCUCCUCCUCACCCUUCUCUUCUUCGCCGGCUCUGUUGUCGGUGUCGCUACUGUUGGCAUCCGCUUCUUGUGGGUCAGUCUCUUCAAGAUUCGCAAAGGUCACACUGCUCCACAGGCUCUCCUUAUGGGAACCGUCAUGCUUACUUUGAUGGUCUUCGCCAUCAACUACGCUGUCGCCAUGAUGGUUGCUCCUCAAUACGCCACUUUCGGCCCGCAGACCUACUGCGACAGACCCACCCACCACCCUGAUCAGCAGCCUGAUUGCAGCAACCACCACAAGGCCAUCCGCUCUUGUCGUGAGGCUGCUGACAACCCUGUCGCUCGUAUGGUCUGCACGCCCUCGGUUGUCAGCUCUUUCCUGAACCGCAUCACCAUCAACUUCCCCUUCUUCGGACUCGUCGACUUUUGGGCUCAAUUCGCUUUCCUUGGAAUCUUCUUCAUUGUGUUCAUCGUCAUGUUGUUCCGCACUCCUCGUCUUGAUGAGGAACAGCUCGAUGAUGAUCUUGCUGAAGAAGAAGAGGAAGGUCUUCUUGCCAGUACUGGUCGCCGUUUCGGUGCUACCUGGUCUGACAUAACUGGUCGUGCCACUGGUGUGAAGCGCGUUGGCGCCGACUAUGGUACUCGUGGAGAAUCUUCUGCCGAGUGA
Molecule: messenger RNA, 1734 nt
Organism: Aureobasidium musti
Lineage: Eukaryota; Fungi; Ascomycota; Dothideomycetes; Dothideales; Saccotheciaceae
Source: the annotation of a GenBank genome assembly